UUCGCCGUUGCAGCCGAUAGGACAAGACAAUGAAUAACGGUAGAUCAUGACAGUUUUUAAAGACGCUCAUAUCAUCAUUUAUUUGUCGAAAUCUGGCAGUGAUAGAAAAAAACACGCCUUCUUAGGUAACUAAGCGAAGAUGAAAAAGUGAAGGGGUUACCAGAGUGGAAGUGACCGCCAAACACAAUGACAGAAGGACUGGAGGUGCACCAGAAGGAGUCUCCUAGAUCUGCGCCCUCAAACGGCCAGUCCACCUUGGUGCGACGGAGCAGCCCCGACGCCCGCCAGAGCCACAAGACCUGGAGCUGGGCGUCCUCCCUGCGCUCCGUGGACUCUGCGCUGGACGCGGAGAGGGUCUCCGACUCAGAGGAAAGGGAUGGGCAGGAAGGGGCAGCGUCGGGGGAGCCCGUCGCUCCCUGCGAUGGCGAGGAGCCCGAGAGGCUGCGGCAGAGCGGAGCGGAGGCGCCCGACGGAGGCUGGGGCUGGGUGGUGGUGGCCUCCACCAUCCUGGUGCUGGCGCUCACCCUGGCCUUCCCCUCCUGCAUGGGCAUCUUCUACACAGACCUGCAGACUGAGUUCAACACCACCAACACCGAGACCUCCUGGGUCCCUGCCAUCAUGACUGCUGUGCUGCACGGUGGAGCAGGAAAAGAGAUAAGUCAUGUCUCCGUUUGCUGCGCUCACAAUGACACUGGAUGGCAGCAGGGAAUCAGAGAUAAGAUGAAAGCGCUCUUGUGUGUCAGGGCUCCAUAUCAGUCCAUUUACUGCUGUUUGACAGGAGGACACUCCAAACCUGACCCAUGCUGCUCGUUGGUGUGUUUUGCCGGCCCGCUGUGCAGUGUCCUGGUGGAGUUGUUUGGGUGUCGCCCGGUGGUCAUGCUCGGCGGGGUCCUCAGUGGCCUGGGCAUGAUGACCAGUUCCUUCGCCCGGUCCAUCACAGCACUGUACCUAACAGCCGGCAUCCUCACAGGUUUGGGAUUCUGCUUCUCCUUCCAGCCGGCCAUAACGAUGAUAGGGCACUACUUUGUGCGGCGGCGCGCGUUCGCCAACGCCCUGUCGUCCACGGGCACGGCCCUGGGCCUCUGCGUCCUGCCGCUCCUGGCCAACUUCCUGCGGGGCUACUACGGCUGGCGCGGCAGCUUCCUGAUCUUCGGCGGGAUCCUGCUCAACUGCUGCGUGUGCGGCGCCGUGCUCCGACCCCUGCAGGCCAGCGCCCGGCGCGGUAGCCGGGGGCAACAGAGGAGGAUGCUGCCGGAGGAGGACCACGCCAACGGCGGGCCGCGGCAGGGGAAGCCGGAGGGUCUCAAAGUGCGCCUGCGGGCCACGCUGUCCAGCCUCAUGGCGUUCCUGCACAGGCACAUGGGCUUCGACCUGCUGCGGAGCAACCCUCGCUACCGGGCGUUCUCGCUGAGCGUGUCCUGGAUGAUGCUGGGCUUCACCGUGCCGCUGGUCUACCUGGUGCCCUACGCCACCUCGCACGGCAUCAGCCAGGACCGCGCCGCCCUGCUCAUGUCCAUCCUGGGCCUGGUCAACAUCUUCGUGCGGCCCGUGGUGGCGCUGGUCUUCGGGCUGCCGCGAUUCCGCGGGAGCCCCUACUUUGUGUACAUGUUCGGGGCGGCCAUCUUGCUGAACGGCCUGAGCAACAGCGUGUGCGGCAUGGCGGCCACCUUCCCCGUGCUGCUGGCGUUCGUGGUGCUGUUCGGCCUCUCCAUGAGCUUCAUCGGCUCGCUGCUGGUGACCGUGCUCAUGGACACCGUGGACAUGCGGCGCUUCCACUCGGCCCUGGGCCUCAUCUGCUGCAUGGAGAGCGUCACCGUACUGAUGGGCCCGCCACUCGCAGGUCUGCUGAUGGACAGGACUGGCCAUUACACGUACAUCUUCUACGCCUGCAGCGUGAACGUGGCCUCGGCCGGCCUGUUCCUCAUGGCCUCCUUCUACUACCUGGACCGGCAGCGGAACCGGGAAGCCCGGAGCUGCACCCCGCCCGCCCAGGAUCACCCGCUGAGACCCGUCAUCUCCCUCUCCACCUCCGACGUGGCCUACAGCCAAGUGCCCUUAAAGACAGAGCAGGCCGAGGAGCCCGCUGAUGUGAACGUCUCAGAUGUUUGAACAGUGUCAAUGGUCAUACACUAUGUCUUUUUAAACAGAACAUCUCCUGUUGCAUUUUUUUUUUUAAAUAUUUUUUCUUUUUGCUUUUUUUAUUUCAUGAGCUUUCUCCAGAGCAGAAAGACACAUGCAGUAGAACUGACUGAAAAUGACCUGUUCAUGGUCCACUUUGUUUUCCCUGUCCAGUCUGUCAUCGUUUCUUCCUCUAUGACUCCACAGUUUUUCAUGGUGUUUUGUCUUUUGAGAUGCAGAAGGGGGCACACUUCCCUUCGUAGUUUCACGGACUGUUGAAAUGUUUCAUGCUGUACAAUGUGAAAAUGCAUUUUCAACCAGAUCACUAGACUACUAUAACUUUACUACACUGUAAUAGAAUUGAUCAGGAAAUGGCUUCUUGCUGUGUUUUUACAAUUCUGGUAAAUAGUAAAUGUAGAAUUUGUUCAGGCCUGUGAUUUAUUGAGCUUUUGUUAUUGACAACCAUAAAUAAUAAUAAUUAAAAACAACGGCAAAAACAUUUUUAUUCGAUUUCAACAGCCAAACAUUCAUUUUAAUGAAUCAAAGUAUACAUAAUCAUAUCACAAUCACUGGCCAGUUUCAGUAAUAUGAAUAGAGUGCACCAUUAGCAUGACGCUCUAACAUGUUUACAGUGAUGUUUCUGGGCACAAAGACUUUGCAUGUUGUGGAAAUUGAAACAAGAUAAGUUCUCCCUUUAGAGGACUUCAAGAACUGUGUUGCUGAGGGACACCAAAUAUUUUGUAUUGUCUACAAAAAGUGUUAUUUCCUUAAUUUUAUCAGAUAUGUACACAGUUGAUUAAAUGUAUGUGGAUAAUGUUUUCUAUGCGAUUUGGAAUAGCAACCUAUUUGAUAGACUUACUCUUAUUAUAAAAAAUAAAUAAAUACAAAAUAUC
Molecule: messenger RNA, 3011 nt
Organism: Sardina pilchardus (European sardine)
Lineage: Eukaryota; Metazoa; Chordata; Actinopteri; Clupeiformes; Clupeidae
Gene: slc16a5b
Product: solute carrier family 16 member 5b
Exons: 6
Coding region: 187-2109 (640 amino acids)
Biological process (GO): transmembrane transport; monocarboxylic acid transport
Cellular component (GO): plasma membrane
Molecular function (GO): monocarboxylic acid transmembrane transporter activity
Source: RefSeq, a predicted model, not a curated record